GCUCGUUUCGUCAGUUGAACGGAAGGGGCCGCAGUGAAGUCAUGUGCGUGCGAGUGUUCGCGCGAUGCAUGCAAUACUCCGAUCGUAACGCGAUACAAUGACAAUCAAGUUUUAAAUGGAAAAAAAAGUAUAUUUAUAACAAAAACUGUGUCUUAUAUCGUGCCAAUAAUCGCCACUAGUGUUCAAUAAUUGGUUCGCAUAAGAUUGUUGUUGGAAUUUUGGAUUUUGAAGUGUCGAUAAGGAUUGCGAAGAUGGCAUCUUUCAUUUCCGCUUCCGAUACUCAACCUGAAGUCAAAGAUCGAAUUUUAGAACGUGAUGCUGGAUUCGUAUCGGGCGGAGAAGACGAUGACUCGUGUUCAGGUCCAGCGCAUUCCGACGACUCGGGAGUAAGACUAGUCGAGAAUGACUCUAGACUCAAGAGAGAAAGAACUCCCACCCGCAACCAGCCCCCAAAGAAACGGAUUCGUUUGAAUUCUCGAGAAGAUCUGCAAAGCCCCGAAAGCGAAUCACCAGCCAGUCCUUUCAGACCGUGGUCUUUUAUCGAGGAACCUCAAAGAGAACCUCUGUCCUUGGUGAAGAAGACAAGUGAGACCAGUUUGUUAAGGCAAAGGAGAAGGCCUGUAGAACCACCUCCGGUAAUCCCACCGCCUCCUGUGCCAGAAACAAGGCCUGGACCACCAAGAGUGCCCCCUCAUCCUGGAGUAGUAGAAUCUUACCCCGAAAAACCUAAACCUAGAGAGCAAAGAAAUUACAAGAACAUGACAAGGGAAAGGCGGAUAGAAGCUAAUGCUAGGGAAAGGACCAGAGUUCACACAAUAAGCGCAGCAUUCGAUACUCUAAGAAGAUCUGUCCCCGCGUAUAGCCACAACCAGAAGCUAUCAAAACUAUCUGUUUUACGGAUAGCCUGCGCAUACAUCGCAGCUUUAUCAGCAGCGAUAGAUCCAGAAGCGGAUUUGUCAACAGCAGUGGAAACUGUCACGCAGACAAUACACACAGAAGGAAAAUUAAGAAAAAAGAAAGACGACCCUUGAAUAGGGCUGACGUUAGACGGUUUAACGUUAUAUAUUUGCUCCUUGCAUUUGACUUCGUUUCGAUCUGAUGGCAGAAGAAGGGAAGUUCAUUAGAAUCAUGCUGUUAGUCUCAUCAUGAAAGGCAAUAUCAUUUAAAAUUAAGGGCAUAGAUUUGAUAGCAGAUUACGUGGAUUCUAUUAUGCCCAUUUCGUACAAUGUUGAAUCCAAUUACCAUAUGAAGAAUUAGAGUUGUCUAUGAUCUUUCCAAAAUCACCCCAGUGUUAAUAAGAAUGCAAUAAAGUCUAGUGCGUCGCUAAUAUUACGAUCAACGUAGACUGAUGCACUAUUUCAUAGAUUGUAGAUUUUAACUUUACCUGUCAUGGUAGACGCCACGUUGUUGGUACUAGAUCAUAUACUUCUAGAUGGAGUGCCAAAUGUGAAAAGCUCAAUAAACGGUCAUUCAGUUAUAGCAAAUACCUAGUUUUUUAAAUAAAAGAAAUGUAUUUCUGGUGCUGCAAGUAAUAAUUGUAACAUUCUGGUAUUCUUAUAAUCACACACUGACAAAUGUAUUAGUGUAGUAGUAUAUACCUACGUGUAGUGCAUGAUACAAAUUCGCUCAUAUAAGAAUACGAGUAAUGAAUUUGAGCUGUUUUUGGCGAAUUGUAUGUUGAGAAACUCUAUCUAGAUGUUAUUAAUCUAAGUGUUGAUAUUAUACCGUCCCAUGAUGACGCCCUUGACUGUGGUAGUACAAAAGUGACAAUAAAUAUUGGAUAAAUCUCGAAAUUUUUAACUAUUUAUAAAUGUUUAUGGAAUUGCUAUAAAAUUUUACCGCUUAUUAGCUAACACAAAGCACAGACACAGUUUAAAAAUAUGUGCAUGAAAACAUAGCACUAUUAAAUUCAUUGGGGUAUCUAAUGAAAAUCAGUUCCUUUUUACUUUCUGACUGAUAACAGUACAAAAGAUGUUCCUUAAUGUAUUUAACAGAUCUCGAUCGGCGGUUAUUAAAAGACGAAUGUGAAUAUUUGAUAAUGUUAGAAGAAAUAUUUUGCAUGUUUGACCAAUAAACUUAACGUACUUAAUAAUUGUUCUUAUGAAUUUUCUGUAUUAUUAAAUUUGUUUUGGAUUCCAAGAUUAAAACUACAAAAAUUAAUAUCUCCCAAUGAUUUUUAUGCAGAUUUUGUGGGUUCCAAGACAGAAAUAUCUUUUUCUUUGUACGGGGUUUUCACUACGCGAUGUCAUGUUGCCGUUAAUCUUUGUAAAAUCGCUAUGGGAUUAUUUUCAAUCGACUUCAAAGAGUUCUCGAUUCAGUUGUUCUUUUUUUAUGUCUGUUACCUCAUAACUGCGUUAGUUAUAAACCGCUUUGGAAAAUUCCUUUGUAUUUGACAGCGUAUAGGUACUUACAGAUUGAUUCCACAGAAAUUUAUAAAAAUUGAUUCACUAGUUUAAUUUUGGAAUCAAAAUAGCUGGUUUUAACACAGUUGAAGUCGUUAUUUUUGUGGAAAACAAUUUUAAAUUAUUAUCAAUUUUAGGUAGGUAACUUGAAAUAUUACGUGCAAGACUAUCUAGCUAGAUGAAGAUAAUUUUUAUCGAUUACAAAAAGAGAUCCUUCAUUUGACUAAAUCUUUGUUUGUUGAAUACACGAUUUUCUUUUUAAAUCAAAAGUACCUGUAGUCCCAUACAAAUUUAUGUCAAUAUUACUAGAUUAAUAUUUCUUUUUAUGAAACAAAAUGUUUAAAAUAUUAUUUCUGACGUAACUCGUUCGAAUACCAGUGAUAUGAAAUUUCAAUAUGUAAGCUUUAAUUAAACCCUACAAUUGAUUCAAGCAGAGUAACAUUAUGCAAAAUAUAAUAGCGUUUCAAAGAUACAGAACUUCGUAAUUCACACCCAAUUUAAGGGUUAGCCGGAAAUUGCUUGCAUACAAAAUAAUUGUUGAAAAACAAAGAAUUUAUAAACGAUUUGUAUUUCGAUAUUUUUUCGUCGCGACAGAUAUUUUACAUCACUAUUAUACAUAGCAAUAUCUUAACUCAACAAUGUUAACCAUUCCUCAGUCCAGUAUUAAAUGAAAAAAAAAAAAAAGAAAAUAACUGUUCGUAAUGACAAAUCUAAAGUGUAUUUUUGGCUUUAAUAAUAAUAUUUAUUAAAAUCGAGUCAGUAAUUUUAAGAGAGAUGUAUAUAAUUAUGUGCGUAGAUAAGUCGACGUAGUUUUGUAUAUAUCUAAUACCUAUGUAGUUUGUAAGUACCAUGUGUAAAUAAGAUUGUUGUACUAUUUCUGAUACGUUUAAAAUGAAAAUGUUCAAUUGUUAAAAUAAAAUAUUGAAAAUUACACGUAAAGUAAUUGGAUUAAGCACUAUUCACACAGUUCUUGGCUUGGUUUAUGUCAGAACUCUUCAGAGACGAGAAUUGUGUUGCUAAUAAUUUUUUUUAUAAAGCUGUUCACAUAGGUACUAUUUAGGAUGAAACUAAGUGCUCAGGUUUAUACUGGUUGCCGUUACAGAUGUGGUGAGUGCGAAAGCGAACCCAUGUCUCCGACAUAUGGCAUCUUGAGGGUAUAUCGUCUGGUUUUUGGUGGGUACACCCCCACCUUACGGGGGGAUUCCCACAGUACCCAUUCACCUUCUACAAGGUGAAUGGGUCUGCAUAAAGCAUUUUCCAAACGAUAAAAGAAAAAAAGGUUUAUACUGGUUGGGUUCUAAUCCUUAUCACCUAUGUGAACAUCUGUCCUUAUGAGUAUUAAGUCAGGUCAGUAAGCCCGUCAUGAAGAAUUUACCAGGGAUUAACCAAGAUUGUUUCGACCUGGUAUAUAUAUAUAUAUAUAUAUAUAUAUAUACACUAUAUAUAGAAUGGUAUAUAUAAUAUAAACUAUUGCUGGCAAUGGGUUUGCUAGUCCCCUCCAAUUUAUCCAAUAAUUUUGCCACCUCCUCUUCACUCCUUUUUUAAUGAAUAUGAACACGCAUAGGUCGUCUUCGACCCGACAAUGACCUUGGGCACUUCGAGGUUAGAUAUCUUCUGACUCGGAACGGUGUGAAUACGGUUUAUUCAGUAACAUUUUCAUACAUACUUAAUUUAAUGGAUUCGGUUGUUUUACGAAGAAAAAAAUCACACAGAUUAAUGUCAAUAUUUGCAUGAUUUCGACCGACUUCUAAAAGAAAUAAAUUCUCAAAUCGGUUGUAUUAUUAUUUAUGUUUGUUACCUCAUAACUCCGUCACUUAUAUACCAAUUUCGAAAAUUCUUUUUUUUUUUAUUUAAAAGCAUAUGCUUACAGAUCAGUCCUUUAAAAAAUUUGCCACAGUUGGUUCAUUGCUUUGCUUUUUAAAUUAAAAUAACAAGUUUUGCUACAUUUGAAGUCGGUUUUUUUGGGAAACACAGUUUAAUUUAUCGACCGUUUAUUUCACAAUAGUGAAAUUAAUAUUGUUAAGUGAGCCUUAAACAUGCAUUGUGAUAACUCAUGUAAAUAUUGUAGUGUAAUUAGUAUUAUAAACACAUUGAUAAAGAGUGAUUAUGUAUGAUAAAUCAUUGUAUGAAGGCACCUACCUAUAUAGACAAUACGACUAUUGUCAGACUGUUUUGCAUUAUUUCGUUCGUAAAUUCAUAUACCCUGUCAAAUAUACUGUGAGCUUUGUUCAUUAAAAUAUGUAUCGAAAUAAUAAUAUUGAAUAAAUAUAUCCAGCAAUUAUAUAAUUAGAUUAAUCAAAUGACUUUAUGAAAUAUGAACGAACAUUGAGUGAAAUGUAUAGAACAUUUGCAAGUGAAUACAGGUCAGUGAAAAUUAUAAAAGAGAAAAUAAAUGAUGAAUAUUAAAGAAUUA
This is a messenger RNA of Galleria mellonella (greater wax moth), 4815 nucleotides long. It is a transcript of the gene net, whose product is annotated as transcription factor ATOH8. Gene Ontology annotation, molecular function: DNA-binding transcription factor activity; protein dimerization activity. NCBI's taxonomy places the organism in Eukaryota, Metazoa, Arthropoda, Insecta, Lepidoptera, Pyralidae. The transcript has 2 exons. The record is from RefSeq and is a predicted model, not a curated record. Bases 252 to 1031 code for a protein of 259 amino acids.